CAGCGUGGCAGUAGUUUGAAGGAAGGGCAAAAUCAAGCCCUAACGUGAGCAGAAUUCAUACAAAGGCAGACGGGGGUAGAAAAUGUUGCAACGAAGAAUAUGGAAUGAGAUGAGAUCACAGCAUCAGUCUGUCCUUUGUGGACCUGGACAAUGAUCACAGAGCCAGAUGGGAUUAGUGAAACCUAUUUACCAGAAGUUCAGAGCAGUUGCAUGAAGCCGAAAGGCAGCCAGGAGAGAGAAGUGAAAAAUGCACCAGAUUUACAGCUGCAGUGAUGAAAAUCUAGAAGUCUUCACUGUGAUUUCUUCCAAAUCAUGUAGCCCAGUUAGAAGAAAAACCAAAAGUGCACAAUGCAUCCUAUCAAAAAAGGUGGUGACACUAUCUGACUACCAUCCUUCAAGGACAGAGGAGCUGCCGUCACAUCAAGUCUUCUGCAAAGAUGAAGGUGGGCAAGAUUUCAGCCAUCUGCCGAAGAGACAGCAAACAUCUUUCUCCAGUCCUACAAAGUGCACUACAACACACACUGGAAUAACUAAACAACGGUCAUUCUGCUGUAGCAAUAGUCAAUCAGAUACAAAGACUUCGCCUCAGGCAUCCCCAAUAACAAAUCACAUUGCAAAACGGAUCACAGCCACAGAACCAGCAACAAAGAAUGGCAUUUUUGCAGAACAGCAUGGAAAGCCCACUCGAAAAAAUACUGAAGACAACAUCAGUGCAGUUCAAGGCAGUGAGGCCUCUUUACCCUUGACAGGCGGCACUUUGUAUGGCACGCCCAGCCUCCUGAGAAAAAUAUGGAUGAAGCAUAAAAAGAAAUCAGAGUAUCUGGGGGCCACCAAUGGUGCCUUUGAAGCCGACUGACAAGCCUCAGCAUUGCUCUUUGACAAAGGACUAAAUGCUGUUAUGUUUAUCUGCUAACUAAUGCUGUGCCCACCACACUUUUCAAAGGAAAUAAUUAUUGCUGAAUUUACAGGGAAGAUAACAAAAAGGACUGCAAGCUAUGCAAACGACUUAGUUCAUGUUUUUCUUUUAUACAUAUUUCUGAUUGCUGAUUUGAAUGUGUAAGCAGACAUCAUCCCAAUAUUUUUGCUUCUCUUCUGAUUGACCUGGGUUAAUUAAAAGAAUGCUUAGAUAGUUACUGUAAUCCCACCAAAUCUCAGUUUGUGUGCCAUUUCAAGUAACCAAGCAAAAUGAUUGUGCAGGUCUACUCCUGAAAAUGAUAUAGCCAAGUCAGCAGUUUUCUCACUUACUUUCCAAGGAAAUCUUUCAAUUUGAGCUAAUUUGGCUGAGGAACCCUUGAGAAUUACAGAGGAUUCUUUGAUGUGCUCUAAUCCUGGUUCUCAAGCUUUGAGUCUUUCAUCCCUUAUGGAUUUCAGAUUCAGCCCCAUCUACACUUCUGUGUAAUGCAGUUUCAUAAUGGAGUUUAAACUCAUAUAAUGCAGUUGAAUGCAAUUAAACUGCAUUAUGAAACUGCAUUAAAUGGCAGUGUAGUUAGCUCCACUUCUGUUGAGAGAUUCUGGGAGCUGAUAUCUAAAAUACCCCAAAGACCAAAGUUUAAGAGACACUUUUUCAGAGUACAAAAUUUUAGUACAUCUGAGGCAGCAAUCAGAACUCAAUUGUUGAUUUGUAACUAGUUUGGUAGGAAUCAAAGAUACAGCCAAGUUGAUCUGGCUCAGUAAGAAAAGGGAUCUUGUAACAUGCAUCUAAUGAAGCAGACUGUGUCUACAAAACCUCAUUCUACCAACUUCUUUCUCUCAGUUAGUCCCAAAAGUGUUACAAGAUCCCUUUGCAUAGUAAUUGCACUGUAUACUUUGACACAGAAUCCCACAACCUGGUUCCUUGCAAAUACGUUGAACUGAGGCUCCCAUUACGAUGGUAUUCAGUCAUGCUUGCUGGGGAGGUACAUUUCAACACAUUUGAAAAGCACCAAGUGCAGAAAAACCCAGAGCAUGAGGCCACUAAUGCAAUUGUGAAUGGUAUCUCAGCCAUGAUAAUGUUUCUGCAAAGCACUUCUUCUUUACCACUCCCAUCUUCUUAUCAAUGAAACUGGAUUAUAUGACCAUAUAGACUCAAGUAAUCCAGUGAAGAGCAAAUAACCUGGAUUCAGAAACUGGAUUAUAUGGCAGCAUAAAUCCAGCCUGGUUUUAAACAAAGACAGUAAAAUCUCAUCAUGGAUGAAUUCAAGUGUUCUCAUGUCUGCUGAAACUCUCUGCUGCCAGAAAUCUUUAUUAAUAUUUGUGUUUAAGAACAUUAUGUCAAUGUCUAGUUAGUUGGCAAGCCUUGUGCAUUCAUACAUUCCUACCUUAGAUUUUUGGAUACAAUUAUAUAAUAGCUUUAAGCAGAAUAAAGGAGAGUGAGGAUAUGUGACUGCGUAUUCUACCUGACAAUUCUUGUAUUUUAAAACACUUCUAAUUUAUUUAAUUUAUAUGUCAGCUAUGACAGAAUUACAAAAAAGUGUUGAUUUAAUUUAUAUCCCUUAACAUUGCUGGAAGUCUUUAUGUGUAGCAAGUACUUGUUGGAUUAUUCCAAAUAAAGUGUGUCCUUUAUACACA
Messenger RNA from Anolis carolinensis (green anole), 2547 nucleotides. RefSeq names its product vexin (gene vxn). Bases 248 to 856 code for a protein of 202 amino acids. The record is from RefSeq and is a predicted model, not a curated record. The transcript is spliced from 6 exons. NCBI's taxonomy places the organism in Eukaryota, Metazoa, Chordata, Lepidosauria, Squamata, Anolidae. Gene Ontology annotation, biological process: neuron differentiation; neurogenesis.